CCUGUCAGAUUCCUUUGUCUGAGAAAAAAAGAAAAGUCUUAUUUUUAACCAUUUCUGCGUUAAACUGAUCAAAACCCAUUUUCCCAAAAUGCAAAACCUGAGAUGGGUUUUGAAUCUCUUGUUUGUUUCUGCUCUUCUUCAUAAUCUCGUUCACUCUUCAUCUCAAGCAAUCUGCUCAAGCCAAGACAGAGCAGCACUUCUGGGUUUCAAAUCAAGCAUCAUCAAGGACACAACAGGAGUUCUGUCUUCAUGGGUCGGCAAAGACUGUUGCAAUGGAGAUUGGGAAGGUGUUCAAUGCAAUCCGGCCACCGGAAAAGUCACACACUUGGUGUUGCAAAGCUCCGAGAAGGAACCUACUCUUUACAUGAAAGGCACAUUAUCACCUUCACUGGGGAAUCUCGGAUCUCUCGAGGUUUUGAUCAUUACUGGAAACAAAUUCAUCACUGGUUCGAUCCCUAACAGCUUCUCUAGCCUAACUCAACUUACCACACUCGUGCUCGAUGAUAAUUCUCUCCAAGGCAAUCUUCCUUCUUGUUUAGGCCAUCCUCCAUUGUUGGAAACUCUAUCUUUAGCUGGGAAUCGCUUCUCAGGUCUUGUCCCGGCGAGUUUGGGGAACUUGAGAAGCCUUUCUAUGUUGAGUUUGGCUCGAAACUCUCUCUCCGGUCCAAUCCCAGCGACUUUCAAGAACCUUCUCAAGCUUCAGACUCUUGAUCUCAGCUCCAAUUUGUUAUCUGGACCGAUCCCAGAUUUCAUAGGUCAGUUUCGAAAUCUCACCAAUCUUUAUCUGUUCAGCAACAGAUUAUCAGGGGGGUUACCACUUUCUGUUUACAAUUUGGGGAAGCUUCAGGACAUGUCGUUGGAGCGAAAUCAUCUGACUGGACCACUCUCAGAACGUGUCAGCAAUUUGAAGUCGCUCACUAACCUUGACUUGAGCAGCAACAAGUUCGUUGGUCACAUACCGGCAUCGAUCACAAGACUGCAGAAUCUCUGGUCUCUCAAUCUCUCAAGAAACCAGUUCUCCGAUCCACUGCCUGUUGUCGUAGGCAGAGGAUUUCCUUCUCUACUGUCCGUUGAUCUUUCCUACAACAACCUUAAUCUUGGAGCUAUACCAAGCUGGAUCAGAGAUAAGCAACUUACAAAUAUCAACUUGGCUGGUUGCAAACUAAGAGGAGCCCUUCCAAAGCUAACAAAACCACAAGACUUGAGCUCGCUAGAUUUGUCUGACAACUUUUUAACAGGUGAUGUUUCAGCUUUCCUCACAAAAUUGACCAGUCUUCAGAAAGUGAAACUCUCAAAGAACCAGCUCAGGUUCGAUCUCUCAAAGCUCAAGUUGCCAGAAGGGGUGUCUUCCAUUGAUCUAAGUUCAAAUCUAGUGACAGGGUCGCUUUCAAGCCUGUUAAACAACAAGACAAGCCCCUUCUUGGAAGAGAUCGAUUUCACCAACAACCAAAUCUCAGGGAGGAUCCCUGAUUUCGCAGAGAGCUUGAACCUGAAAGUACUCAACGUAGGGAGCAACAAAAUCGGUGGACAAAUCCCAAGUUCAAUAUCAAACCUUGCUGAACUUGUGAGACUAGACAUCUCAAGGAAUCAUAUUACAGGAGUCAUACCUCCAGCUUUAGGACAGCUCGCGCAGCUCAGUUGGCUCGACCUCUCGAUCAAUGCACUUUCAGGAAGAAUCCCGGAUAGCUUAUUGAACAUCAAGACAAUGAAACAUGUGAGCUUCAGAGCCAACAGAUUGUGCGGAUUGAUUCCACAAGGAAGACCAUUCAACAUCUUUCCUGCAGCUGCUUAUCUGCAUAACCUUUGCUUGUGUGGCAAGCCAUUACCACUUUGCAGGAAGACAAUGAAGUGAAAGUAACACACAUUUAAAGUGGCCAGUCCAACGCUGACUUGAUCUUAAUCCUAUUACGCAUUUCCGCAAAAAAAAUAGAUGAUAUCUUCUAUUUGUCUUUUUUUUUUUUUACUCUUUUUCUUACAAUUCUAUUGUUUCAAUCCCUACUUUUGUAUUCU
This is a messenger RNA of Eutrema salsugineum, 2010 nucleotides long. Its product is annotated as DNA damage-repair/toleration protein DRT100. The transcript has a single exon. Bases 89 to 1852 code for a protein of 587 amino acids. Gene Ontology annotation, molecular function: protein binding. The record is from RefSeq and is a predicted model, not a curated record. NCBI's taxonomy places the organism in Eukaryota, Viridiplantae, Streptophyta, Magnoliopsida, Brassicales, Brassicaceae.